GACUUUGCAGACAGCAAGAGCUGUAAAUAAAGUAGUCUCUGUUUGUCAUCCCAAGUCCUGGUCAGAGGAAAACUUAAGACAGCCAGUGUUUAAUGUGUGGGUUUUUUUCUUUUUGAGAUAGUGUGUGGGCUAGGAAAGGGUUCAUGACAGGAACUUUAAGUUGUAAAUAAGAAAGUGACAGAAAAGAGAGAGCUUAUAUAUAGGGUUUGUGAAUAGCUGACAUGCUGGCAAACCAGCAGUAAAAAGAAAACAAGAUUUCUUCUAGAGUGCUUUCUAAAAUCAUUCUAAUGGAAGGAGAGGCAAUGGGGAAUUCAGCGCCAGGCACAAAGAGGACUGCCAGCAAAGCCAUUCGGAUAGCCCUUGGCAUGCUCAUAAGUGGUAUUAUAGUGCUUGGCAUUGCACUUUUCCUAGUUAGCCAAGGUCUUAUAAACCUUCAUCCUAAGCAACAAUAUUGCUUGACUUCAGAAUGUGUUGAAGCUGCUGCCUCCAUCUUAAGUAAAAUAAACCAAUCUGUGGAUCCCUGUGAGAAUUUUUUUCGGUUUGCCUGUGAUGGCUGGACAUCUAAUAAUCCCAUUCCUGAAGACUUGUCAAACUAUGGAGUUUAUCCUUGGCUGAGGAACAAUGUGGACCUCAAGUUGAAAGCACUGCUACAGAAACCUAUCAGCAAGAGACGGGACAGUGAAGCUGUACAGAAAGCCAAGAUCCUUUACUCAUCAUGUAUGAAUGAGAAUAAAAUUGAAAAAGUUGAUGCAAAGCCACUGGUAAGUAUACUGAAGCAUUCGCUGUUCCGUUGGCCUGUGCUGGAAUCUAACAUCGGACCUGAAGGACAAUGGUCAGAAAGGAAGUUCAGCAUGCUCCAGACCCUUGCAACUCUUCGUAGUCAGUACAGUAACUCUGUCUUCAUCCGUUUGUAUGUGGCUCCUGAUGACAAAACCUCUGAUAAACACAUCUUAAAGCUAGACCAAGCAACCCUGUCUCUAACCGCACGGGAAGAUUACCUUGAUAAUACCACAGAAGCUAAAUCUUACAGAGAAGCCUUUUUGCAGUUCAUGGUUGAUAUUGCAGUGCUUUUGGGUGCUAAUGCCUCACGGGCAGAGUCUGAUAUGAAGUCAGUUCUGAAACUGGAAAUUAAAAUAGCUGAGAUAAUGAUUCCACAGGAAAAUCGAACCAGUGAGAUUAUGUACAAUAGAAUGAACAUAUCUGAACUUAGCGCCAUGAUCCCUCAGUUUGACUGGGUGGGAUAUAUCAAGAAGGUGAUUGACACUAAACUCUACCCUCACCUUCAAGAUAUAGGUCCUUCAGAAAACGUGAUUGUCCGUGUGCCCCAGUACUUCAAAGAUUUGUUCAGGAUACUAGAAAAAGAAAGGAAAAAGACUAUUGCCAACUAUCUGGUAUGGAGGAUGGUUUAUUCAAGAAUAUUUAACCUCAGCCGACGCUUUCAGUAUAGAUGGCUGGAAUUUUCGCGGGUAAUCCAGGGAACCACAUCUUUACUGCCUCAGUGGGAUAAAUGUGUAAACUUUGUAGAAGGAGCACUCCCUUAUGUCGUUGGCAGGAUGUUUGUGGAUGUCCAUUUUCAAGAAGACAAGAGAGAAAUGAUGGCAGAGUUGACUGAAGGGAUUCGCUGGGCUUUUGUCGACAUGUUGGAAAAGGAAAAUGACUGGAUGGAUGCAAGAACAAAAAGGAAAGCUAAAGAAAAGGCAAAAGCGGUUUUAGCAAAAGUGGGCUAUCCUGAGUUUAUAAUGAAUGACACAUAUAUUAAUGAAGACAUCAAAACAGUAAGUGUUGUGACAAAGUGGUUUACUAGUCCAACCACUGUCAACGCUUUCUAUAGUGCAUCGACCAACCAGAUCAGAUUCCCAGCAGGAGAACUCCAAAAGCCUUUCUUUUGGGGGACAGAAUAUCCUAGGUCUUUAAGUUAUGGUGCCAUUGGGGUAAUUGUUGGGCAUGAGUUUACCCAUGGAUUUGAUAAUAAUGGUCGUAAGUAUGACAAGAAUGGGAAUUUAGACCCCUGGUGGUCCACUGAGUCUGAAGAAAAAUUCAAAGAGAAGACAAAAUGCAUGAUUAACCAGUACGAUAAUUAUUAUUGGAAGAGAGCUGGCCUAAAUGUAAAAGGGAAGAGGACUUUGGCAGAAAACAUUGCAGACAAUGGAGGUUUGCGAGAGGCUUUCAGGGCCUAUAGGAAAUGGAUUGAAGACAAGAGGAAAGGAGUAGAGGAGGCUUUGUUACCAGGCAUUGAAUUCACCCACAAUCAGCUCUUCUUUCUCAGUUAUGCUCAUGUGAGAUGCAAUUCUUUCAGACCAGAGUCAGCAAGAGAGCAAAUCUAUACUGGAGUUCACAGCCCUCCUCAAUUCAGAGUUAUUGGUGCAAUGAGCAACUUCGAGGAGUUCCGUAAAGCUUUCAAUUGCCCAGCAAAUUCAACCAUGAAUAGAGGUUCAGAAUCCUGUCGGCUAUGGUAGAUGGUCUUUUUAAAUCCGGUGCCAAGAGAGUUGUUUUUAUAUAUAUAUAUAUAAACUGCUGUUUCUGAACUCUAACCCACUGCUACAGCUUCAGAGCAACAUUCAGCAAUAUAGAAAGGUUUUAUUUUUUUUAAUGCAUCUUCAUCAUCUGGCUGAAACU
This is a messenger RNA of Chelonoidis abingdonii (Abingdon island giant tortoise), 2616 nucleotides long. The record is from RefSeq and is a predicted model, not a curated record. Lineage: Eukaryota; Metazoa; Chordata; Testudines; Testudinidae.